CCUCCACGCAGGCUGCGGUGGAGGCUGGGGCGGGCCGGUCCCCAGCGCUCACCACCAAGUACUUUUGAGCACACCCGCAGUCACCUCCUGCCCUUAAAAGUGACUGUUUCCUCCACUUUCUGAUAGUCUGUCUUCCUCCAGGUGUCCCCUCCACCCCCCAGGCUGCCUUAUUUUGUCCCCAGCUUUCUAAAGGUGGCCCUGGGCUGGAGCGUAGGCUGUGCCGCCUCCAUCCAUUCUGUCCCUGCAGACUGACGCAGGAGCGAGCUGCGACUCACGGGCGUGUCAAGAGAACCAGUUCUGGCAUGAGUCUCCGGGCCCCGGAACAGGGGCUGGCCCCCCUCACCCCUGACCAGGACUGGCCCUUCUUCAUGAUCCCCCCCCCCACCCCGCCUUGCUGAGGCUUUGGUGAGCUCUGCGACGCUUGUGGCCAGGCCUGCCUCCAGCUGGUGGGAGAUUCAGCGGUGUCUUGGAAGAAGAGGGCCGCAGGAGUGAGUAGUGGGUGGCAAGAGGCCAAGGCUUGUCACGAUCAGGUUGGGACAGGUUCAGCUUCCCCAAAACGCCAAGCUGGGGGCCAGUGGAACUUGCAUAUAAACCUCCACCUUGGGCGCCUGGCCACUUCGGUUCCUCCUCGGUCCCUGCCACCUGGCCUGAUCCAAGAUGUCCACUCCCCUGGAGAAAGCGCUGGCCGAGAUGGUGGCCGUCUUCCACAAGUACUCGGGUCGAGAGGGCGACAGGUUCAAGCUGAGCAAGGGGGAGAUGAAGGAGCUGUUACACAGGGAGCUGCCCAGCUUCGUGGGGGAGAAGGAGGAUGAGGAGGGGCUGAGGAAGCUCAUGAGCAACCUGGACGAGAAUGGGGACCAGCAGGUGGACUUCCAGGAGUACGCGGUCUUCCUGGCUCUAGUCACGGUCAUGUGCAACGAUUUCUUCCAGGGCUCCCCGGAGCGAGCCUGAGGCUCGGGGCUCCGCUUCCCGCCGCCAGGUCUCUGGGGACUGAGAGGGCUUGCCGUCGUUUUUCACAUUCUGUGCUAAAUAAACUUAGUUUUUUUAAUUUU
Molecule: messenger RNA, 1052 nt
Organism: Jaculus jaculus (lesser Egyptian jerboa)
Lineage: Eukaryota; Metazoa; Chordata; Mammalia; Rodentia; Dipodidae
Gene: S100a2
Product: S100 calcium binding protein A2
Exons: 3
Coding region: 658-951 (97 amino acids)
Biological process (GO): endothelial cell migration
Cellular component (GO): cytoplasm
Molecular function (GO): calcium ion binding; transition metal ion binding
Source: RefSeq, a predicted model, not a curated record